This is a messenger RNA of Sorex araneus (European shrew), 2247 nucleotides long. It is a transcript of the gene CYTH1, whose product is annotated as cytohesin 1. The record is from RefSeq and is a predicted model, not a curated record. The transcript has 13 exons. NCBI's taxonomy places the organism in Eukaryota, Metazoa, Chordata, Mammalia, Eulipotyphla, Soricidae. Gene Ontology annotation, molecular function: guanyl-nucleotide exchange factor activity. Gene Ontology annotation, biological process: regulation of ARF protein signal transduction. Bases 307 to 1326 code for a protein of 339 amino acids.
GGCGGGCGUGUCCAUGGGCCCGCGGGCCGCGCCUGCCCUGCCCGCCGGGGCCGGCCUGUGUCCGGCGCGGCCGCGGGGCGCGGGCCCGGCCAGCAUGGCCUCGGGGGCCCGGCUCUGAGCUGGCCGCCAGGACGCCGGAGGGACUCGCCGGUGCCCAGUGACCUGACCCCGGAGGAGCGGCAGGAGCUGGACAACAUCCGGCGGCGGAAGCAGGAGCUGCUUGCCGACAUCCAGAGGCUGAAGGAUGAGAUUGCAGAAGUAGCCCAUGAAAUCGAGAGCUUGGGGUCCACGGAAGAGAGGAAAAACAUGCAGAGGAACAAGCAGGUUGCCAUGGGCAGGAAGAAGUUCAACAUGGACCCGAAGAAGGGGAUCCAGUUCCUGAUCGAGAACGACCUGCUGAAGAGCACGUGUGAGGACAUCGCCCAGUUCCUCUACAAGGGCGAGGGGCUCAACAAGACGGCCAUCGGGGACUACCUGGGGGAGCGAGACGCCUUCAACAUCCAGGUGCUCCACGCCUUCGUGGAGCUGCACGAGUUCACGGACCUGAACCUCGUCCAGGCGCUGCGGCAGUUCCUGUGGAGCUUCCGGCUGCCGGGGGAGGCCCAGAAGAUCGACCGCAUGAUGGAGGCCUUCGCCCAGCGCUACUGCCUGUGCAACCCCGGGGUCUUCCAGUCCACAGACACCUGCUACGUGCUCUCCUUCGCCAUCAUCAUGCUCAACACAAGUCUGCACAACCCCAACGUCAAGGACAAGCCCACGGCGGAGAGGUUCAUCGCCAUGAACCGCGGCAUCAACGAUGGCGGCGACCUGCCCGAGGAGCUGCUCCGGAACCUGUACGAGAGCAUUCGAAACGAGCCCUUCAAGAUCCCCGAGGACGACGGCAAUGACCUGACGCACACCUUCUUCAACCCCGACCGCGAGGGCUGGCUGCUGAAGCUGGGAGGCGGCCGGGUGAAGACGUGGAGGCGGCGCUGGUUCAUCCUCACGGACAGCUGCCUCUACUACUUCGAGUACACCACUGACAAGGAGCCGCGCGGGAUCAUCCCCCUAGAGAACCUGAGCAUCCGCGAGGUGGACGACUCCAAGAAGCCGAACUGCUUCGAGCUGUACAUCCCCGACAGCAAAGACCAGGUCAUCAAGGCCUGCAAGACGGAGGCGGACGGGCGGGUGGUGGAGGGGAACCACACGGUCUACCGCAUCUCGGCCCCGACGCCCGAGGAGAAGGACGAGUGGAUGAAGUGCGUCAAGGCCGCCAUCAGCCGCGACCCCUUCUACGAGAUGCUGGCGGCGCGGAAGAAGAAGGUCUCGUCCACCAAGAGGCACUGAGCGGCCGCCCCGCCCGGCCCCUGGACGGCGCCUCCCCGGGCUGGCGAGCAGCCCCGCCCGCGGCCAGUGCGGCAGGCCCGGGUCCCUAGGGCAGCCGGGACAGACGGCCGGCGGGGCCCCCGCAGCGAGGACUCGGCGCUGACGGGUCUGCCAGGGCUCUGGGCCGCGGGGCAGCGGCCAGCACAGCACGCUAGGAGCUGCUUCGCCAUCCAAGUGCCUGGAGAGCACUGUGGGGAGGCUCAGGAGCACUGUGGGGAGGUUCGCGGCCAAGCCCCCCGACUCAGCUAACCAAAGCCGUGCGCUGCCCGUGGCCCCCGCUCGGCUCCCCGCCUCCCCGGCUCCAGCCUCGUUUUAGAGGACAAGCAGGCCUGGCCCCACCUCCCGCCUGGCCCCACGUGGGGGGCGGCCGAGGGGUGCGCCCCCCCUCCCCGCUGCACCCGGCUCUGGGGGGCUCGAAGCACGGGUUCUCCUGCCUUCUCUCAGGGACUCUGGGCAGCCCGGGCCAGCUACCCCCCACCUGCAGGGGGCGCUCAUCUCUGGAAAUCGCUUUCGUAGAGCAGCCCGCGGGGCGCAGGGGGUCCCCCGUCAUGCAAGCCCCCCUGGGGUGCCCGGGUGGGUCUGCCGGCCCCUGGGCACCCCCCGGGGUGUCCCGAGGGCACUGGGCCAGUGUUCCCUAUUUAUCAGAGGUGUAAAUAAUCCAUGUAUAGUUUUCUCUUUUAGAUUAUUUUGUAUUUGUUUAAAAAAUGUUUUGUCGAAAUAUAAACUAUAAAGAGAUGAUUGAAAGUUGUUGACAGGGUUUUUAAAAAACUAACUCUCCGGACUGUUUGGGGUUUGGGUUUUUUGUUGUUACUUUGGUUUUGAUUUUUGCAUUGUAACCUAAUGCCACGGAGCUGCAGCAAAUAAACUCAGACCUGCCCCAGC